Molecule: messenger RNA, 4447 nt
Organism: Stylophora pistillata
Lineage: Eukaryota; Metazoa; Cnidaria; Anthozoa; Scleractinia; Pocilloporidae
Product: structural maintenance of chromosomes protein 2
Biological process (GO): chromosome organization
Cellular component (GO): chromosome
Molecular function (GO): ATP hydrolysis activity; ATP binding; protein binding
Source: RefSeq, a predicted model, not a curated record
UUUCAUUUACCGUUUUAUACUCACGUUUCUUCUUUGAAAUUAGUUUAAAAUGUACAUUAAACAGGUCGUUAUUGACGGUUUCAAGUCGUAUGCUACACGGACGACGAUCUCUGGGUUUGAUCCCCAGUUUAAUGCGAUCACAGGGCUGAACGGCAGCGGAAAAUCAAAUAUACUUGACUCAAUUUGUUUCCUUCUUGGAAUCUCGAACUUGACACAGGUACGAGCAAGCAGUUUACAAGAACUUGUGUACAAAGGUGGACAGGCAGGGGUAACCAAAGCUACAGUUACAAUCACCUUUGACAAUACAGACAAGAAGCAGAGCCCUUUAGGAUAUGAAACUUUUGAAGAAAUUACAGUUUCUCGACAGGUUGUUAUUGGAGGAAGAAACAAGUAUCUAAUCAAUGGAUGUAAUGCUAACAACACCAGAGUUCAAGACUUAUUUCGUUCAGUCCAGCUUAAUGUCAACAAUCCUCACUUUCUUAUCAUGCAGGGCAGAAUAACUAAAGUACUGAAUAUGAAACCACCUGAAAUUCUGUCUAUGAUAGAGGAAGCUGCGGGAACUAGAAUGUAUGAGAGUAAAAAGCAGUCAGCACAACGCACCAUUGAGAAGAAGGACAGCAAACUACAGGAGAUUGAAACUAUUCUUGCAGAAGAAAUAACUCCAACCUUGACCAAACUUAAAGAGGAGAGGGCAUCUUAUCUUGAAUAUCAAAAGGUCAUGAGAGAGGUGGAGCACCUUUCAAGACUAUUUAUAGCUCACCAAUUUGUUAUGGCAGAGGAUGUACAGAAAAAGGCUGGAAUUGAACUGGAGAACAUUAAGCAGGAGAAUGUCAUACUAAAGAAGAGAUAUGAAGAGAUUGAAGGAAAAGUUAAAGAACUAAAGGCAGUUGUCUCUGAAUUAGAGAAGAAAAAGAUUGCCGAGUCUGGAUCAGCCCUGAAAGAACUAGAAAAAAAGCUUGAGGAGGUUUCCAAGGUUGAUGUCAAGACAGAAUCUGAUUUGAAACACACGAAGGACACUUUGGCAGCUGAGAAGAAGAAGAAAAAGGCACUUCUGAAAAGCCUUAAUGAUGAUCAAGCUCAGUUGAAGAACAAAGAAAAAGAGCUGAAGAAGCUGAAUGACCUUCUCAUCAAGCUAGAAGAAAAGAGCCAAGAAGACAGCAAGGCACUGAAAACAGCCCAAGAUCAUUUUCAUGCAGUGUCAGCAGGGCUAUCUAGUAACGAAGAUGGAGAAGACAAGACUCUUGCAGACCAGAUCAUGACUUUUAAGAAUGAAAUCAGCUCUGCUGAAACUGAAUCUAAGCAAGGCCAGAUGAGACUCAAACAUGCUCAGUCUGAGUUAAAGAAGAAACGAUCUGAGCUGAAGAACACAGAAAAGAGCUAUAAGAAGGACAAGGAUGUUUAUGAUGCAGUUGAAAAGAGUAAAUCCAAACUUGAGGAUGAAAUGAAGAAGCUGAAGUAUGAAGAAGGAAAAGAGGAAAAACUCAUUGCCAGAAGAUGUGAAUUGGAGGCUGAGGUUUCUGCCCUAAGAACAAAAGUGGAAACUCUUGAGGCAAAAUUUCCAAACCUUCAGUUUGAAUACAGAGAUCCAGAGACAGGUUUUGAUCGAAGACAGGUGAAAGGUCUAGUGGCACAACUGAUUCAAGUCAAAGAUGUUUCAACUGCUACAGGUCUGGAGGUGUCUGCAGGAGGAAAGGUAAGAUUCGAACCCAGGACACAUUGGUGGAAGGCGAGCGCUCUCACCACUGCGGCAACCCUGCUCCCCUAUGAAGCCAACCUAUGCUCCCCUAAGAAUAAAGGAGAGGAUUGUCAACUGGAGAAGCUUUUGAUUGUCACCUAUGACCCCAAAGUGCAAGCAAGGUCAGUGACCUUAGGUGGAGACUUGUUUGAUCCUCAGGGAACAGCCACGGGAGGUGCACGGGCAUCACAUUCUUCAAUCCUGGUCAAGCUGCAAGAAUUGAAUGAGGCACAAGCCACUCUACAAGACAAGGGUACACAGCUACAGGAUAUUAUCCAGGAGCUGGACACCUGUAAGAAAGUUGUGGAAAAAUAUCGCCAGAUAAAACAGCAGUAUGAUUUGAAAGUUCACGAAGCUGAACUUGUCCAGGCUCGCCUGAAGCAGAGCACUCAUCACCAUCAACUGGAGGAAGUUGAAGCUUUGCAGAAAACAGUUGACGAACAGCAAGAAUUGAUAUCAAAAGCGAAAGAAACAAUAGCAGUGGCAACUGAGAAGUGCAAAGAUGUUGAAAACAAGAUGAAGGAAGCAAAAUCUCAUCGCGAAAAAGAACUCAAUACAGCCGAGGAAGAAGUGAAAAAGAGUAAGAAAAAAGCUGAGGAGUCAACAAAGAACAUGAAAGCAAAACAACAGGAGGUCGAGGAGAUGAAGUUGGAAAUGGAAGAGCUAAAGAAUGAAGGGGCUAAAGUUGAUGAGCAAGUCAAAGCAGUCGAUGAAGCAAUUUCAAAAGCUGAGGAGCAAAUUGAAGAAAUUUCCGAGAGGGCGAAGGAAACAAAGAAAGCAGUGGAAGAGGCCGCUAAAGAGCUGGAUAAACAGAAAGAAGCCCUCAGAUCGUGUAAUGAGGCCAUCGGAGAGAAAGUGCAGGAGCAGCGGGACUUACAGAAACAAGGUCAGGAUAUUCAGCUGGAGCUAAAGGAGAUGGAUUAUAAAGUGAACAAAUUUCAACGGGAUAGCAAAGAAGCCGACAUGAAGGAUGUGUCUAGAAGGCUCAGUAAACUGCAAGAAACGAAGGACAAACUGGGAAAGAACGUGAAUAUGCGAGCAAUGAACAUGCUUGGAAAAGCUGAAGAGAAGUAUAAUGAUUUGAUGAAAAAGAAGCGAAUUGUCCUGAACGACAAAGAUAAGAUUGCAUUGGUCAUCAAAGAACUUGAUGAAAAGAAAAACGAAGCCCUUAGGAACGCUUGGAAGAAAGUGAACAUGGAUUUUGGCUCGAUAUUUUCAACUCUUCUUCCUGGAACCACAGCAAAGCUAGCUCCCCCAGAAGGACAUACGGAACUCGAUGGACUGGAGGUGAAAGUGGCCUUUGGAAACGUUUGGAAGGAAAGUCUCAGUGAACUAAGUGGUGGACAAAGGUCUUUGGUCGCGCUAUCUCUCAUCCUUUCCAUGUUGCUCUUCAAACCCGCUCCUCUGUACAUCCUCGAUGAAGUGGACGCCGCUCUGGAUCUGUCUCACACUCAAAAUAUCGGCCAGAUGCUUAGAGCCCACUUUAAGCACUCCCAGUUCAUUGUAGUGUCUUUGAAAGAUGGCAUGUUCAACAAUGCCAAUGUCCUCUUCAAAACAAAGUUUGUCGAUGGCGUGUCCACUGUCACGCGGUUCGCUCAGUCCCAGCCCUCUCGGGAUGGUCGGGAUGAAGAUGGAAGUGGAGCAAUGGGAAGGGGAGGGAAGAGCACUGUUAAGAAAAACCCCAGCAAGAGGUUGAGAACUGAUACUCCUGCCCAGCCUCUUAUGCCAUCCCAAGGUUGAGAGGGUCGGGUUAGGAGUACAAAUUUCUGGAAACGAGAGUAGCUACGGUUUUGUGAUGUUGCUUGCAGAGGUAUAAAGCUUACCAUCGUGUUUUUAUGUAUCAUAUUGAAAGUGUAGAGAAUUAACCUUAAUUGCGUUAUUUUAACACUGUUUAUCCCAUUAACCAUUAACCCUUUGGUAAACAACAGAUCCUUUUCUUCAAUUCGUUCUGGUCUACCCAAACGUAUAAUUCAAUAACAGAAGUGUAUUUGGGAACGUUUAGAAUUAGAAAUAUUUUGUGAUUUCAUAAGUUUGUUAUGCGCUCUGCAUAACUGUUACAAGAAUAUCUAAAUAAUUUGCGUGUACAUUCGUAUACUUCGUCUUGUAACAAUCAUACCUUAUUAUGAUCAGUAACUCUUGUGUAAAUAUUACUUACGUACCCGGCUAGAUAUAGUGCUCCAUAAACCCUAAACACCCUAACAUGAGAAGAUGUAUCCUUCUACUGCCUUGUGUGCAUUAUGGUAUUGAUAACGAGUGUUUUUUUUUUUUUUUUUUUUUUAACUAUGAAGAGCUUUUUAAGUUGGCAAUAAUUAUCUUUGUGCCAGUACCGUAAGAUGAAAUUAAACGUUAGAUUUAAGGGUUGACCUGUUAUUAUAGUUUCUCCCUUGCGAUGUUAAGUAUGUACUAUGUACUCAAGGAUGUAGCUAUCGGGACUUCUUAAGGUACACUUUACCAUGUUAAUAAAGCAAAGUGGCUGUCCCUCUCAUGUACUUGUUUUUUUAAUUCUUUGAUUAUAAAAGAUUCAUUGAGUCUUCCUACCAAGGUAGACUGUUGAUCUGCAAAACGGAAUGUAUCACGAUUUGCAAGUAUUGUUCGUUUGUAUGUGAGGUAACUACAGUGUUUCUUUGCAGCAAAUAAAUUAUAGAUGCCACUAAUUAUGCAUACAAACACAAAACCAGUGAUAGAAACUGUAAUUAAACUCUUUACACCCUA